AUGGUUUCGUAUGAUCAACUCAAUGUACCCGCCUUGGCGUCUGCAGAAGCCCUCAAUCGGAGAGGAGCCUUGAUCGAAGUGGCGCGUCAGGAAAGGCCCGAAGCACCUUCCUACGAAGCUGCGGAAGAAAUCAUGGGCAUCAGGGAGGCCGGUGAGGGCAGUGUCAUCGAUCCAGCAUUGACCCAGCACACGGCGAAGAGGCUUGCGGCCGAGGAACGCAAGCGUGCAAAUCGUCGAGGCGAGAGGAGGACAAGACCGGGCGGCCUCCACAAAGGUGGGGCGGGCGCGCUGUCUUCGCGCCGUUCCCGGCAGCGAGUUCAGAGACGGAGACUGCUGGCAGAUCGUGCUAGGGGGACCGUUUGGGCAUUGAACCGCCUGGCUGCUUGCAACAAGGCCCAGCGGGUGAAGGAUGCGCGUGUGCAGAGGCCGCCUCCGCCCAAAAGCAUGAGUCCACAGGCAGCGCUUCGGCAGAAGGCGGGGUUGGCCAGCUAUGUCAGGGAUCGUCUUUCUUUGCCUCGCGAUCAAGCUGCGCCAGUUCCUCUAGAGUCUCUCUUGCUGCAGGCGGAACGAGAUCUUCUUCGAGACUUCAAGGUGCGAAUGAUGCUCAGUGACGAGGAGAUUGCGGGUGUGCUAGAAAGAGGCAUGACGGGAGACAGGUACAUAGAUCCUCAGUUGGAGGGUGGAAGAAAGGUCUACCGCAACUUCAUUGCGGAUCUCUGGAACAGUAAGCUGAUAGGAUUCACCGCUUCGCCCCGCGUGCAGGUGGGGGCAUUCGUCAGAACGCCGAGGAGGAGCAGUCCCAGAGUAUGUUCGGCCAGUUCAAAAGGGCCCUGUAGUCCCUGA
Symbiodinium natans is the source of this 843-nucleotide messenger RNA. Lineage: Eukaryota; Dinophyceae; Suessiales; Symbiodiniaceae. The record is from the annotation of a GenBank genome assembly.